Corticium candelabrum is the source of this 1557-nucleotide messenger RNA. Its product is annotated as synaptotagmin-10-like. Gene Ontology annotation, biological process: calcium-ion regulated exocytosis; regulation of dopamine secretion; cellular response to calcium ion. The transcript has 8 exons. Lineage: Eukaryota; Metazoa; Porifera; Homoscleromorpha; Homosclerophorida; Plakinidae. The coding region runs from base 113 to 1303 and encodes 396 amino acids. Gene Ontology annotation, molecular function: clathrin binding; calcium-dependent phospholipid binding; SNARE binding. Gene Ontology annotation, cellular component: plasma membrane; exocytic vesicle. The record is from RefSeq and is a predicted model, not a curated record.
CCAAAACGAUGAACCACGUGAUUGAUCUAUGUAUGCUGCCACCAGUCAAGAAAAGUUUCAACUCUCUCGUCUCUCUAGCUAAGCUAGACCAAAUGAACAGAGAGCUCUAGCUAUGGGAUGUGGUGCUAGCAAUUCGUUACCGUACGCGUCCCCGUCACCUUUUCUCGGCAACAAACAACGCGUACAAAACAAGAAGAAGACACCUAAAGAUGAAGCACUAGGUAAUCUAGUGCUUUUGGAGACUCUUUUCAAGCAGCUGGACUCUAGUGGCUGUAUAAUUCGGACCACAGGAACGUGUGGAGAAAUUCAGCUAGCACUGCGUUACUAUGACGACAGAGAGUUGCUGAUUGUGAAACUAAUUCAAUGUAAAGGAUUGGAAGUCAAAGAUGUGAGGUCCAACAGCUCAGACCCUUAUGUUUGCUUUGCUGUCCUACCAGCUCCUGGAAUGGAUAAUCAGCAGCGGAGUCGGACUGUUAUGAAAAGCCUCAAUCCUUUAUACAAUGAAAUGUUCACAUUUUCAGUAAGCAAUGGUCGCCUACCUCAAUCACAAUUGCACUGCAGUGUGUGGGACUAUGAUCGUAUCACUACUGAUGACUUUAUUGGACAAGUCUGUCUCAACCUUUGUGAAGUUGAUUGGACUGACCGUGAACCACAUUGGUAUGAUCUUACUGACAAGGUUAUCUGUUCUCUGUUUGGAUAUGUUGAUGUGACAGUGGAGUUCAAUUUGCCACAUUUUCUAUUGGUGACUGUGCAUUGCAUCAGAGAUUUACACAUUGUGGAGACUGCAGCACCGUCCUCUCUUAAACCAUAUGUUGUUUGCUCUGUUACUGGACUAAAUCAAACACACAGGACACCAGCGUAUGAAGUGAGUAACUGUAUUGUUGUUGAUGAGUCAUUCGAAUUCUCAAUGGCAAAGGAAGAACUACUUGGGAGAUAUGUUGUUGUGAGUGUUUCUGACGCGCAAAAUAUUUCAAAAAGCCAGUGGCAAGGACAGUGUGUUAUUGCACUUUCCGAGGUUGUUCCUCAUGAACCUGUCAAAGACUCGUACGAGUUGGGAACACCAAGAGAAUAUCAUGAUAUUCAUAUGACAUCAGCUCAACAGUCUGCUCUUGCCAACGAGUUCCAGCAAGCUCUAGUAGCCCAUGCUGCCUUUCGCCAACCGUCUUGGUUGUUUGAGAAGAAAAAAUCACGCCGCAAAGACAAAGGAAACAGGAUGCUAGCAGUCACAUCUAAACGAGGUGGACAGCAGAGUGCACUAACAGCAGCACUCACAUUGCAAAACGGGCAAGUGGACAGCAUAUAGUGCACUAACAGCAACAUUCACAUUACAUAAAGGAAAGGCUAGGCUGCACAUACAUGGUCAUGGCAACUUACAAAAUUAGUUGGAGAUAUAAUAUAGAUGCAUGACAACAUGCGUAGACAUUCUUUAUGUGAUAAACAUAUUUGAAUGUAGAUUUUACUAAGACAUCAGUUGUGAUGAUAGUUAGUAACUUACGUUGGCAUAUCAGUUUUACAUGUAUCUCUGCUCAAAGAUUUUGACGUUGUUCACUUGUCGUA